This is a messenger RNA of Dermacentor silvarum, 2314 nucleotides long. RefSeq lists its product as uncharacterized. The record is from RefSeq and is a predicted model, not a curated record. The transcript has 3 exons. Bases 125 to 2314 code for a protein of 729 amino acids. NCBI's taxonomy places the organism in Eukaryota, Metazoa, Arthropoda, Arachnida, Ixodida, Ixodidae.
CUGAUUCACGUGCUAAGGCCGACAAAGAAGAAGUAACCUACAGGGCCUUGUGGUGGAGUCUGAAUGUCAGAAUCAACAAGGACAAGAGUAAACGAGAAACACCGACUGGCGCGUCUCUGGUCCAAUGGCAAGCGCUGAAGCCCCAAGGAAGUUCCCGAUGACGACUGAUCGGGCAGACUCGUUGAAUGUGUGUGACGUCGGCCUGGCCGACAUCGAAGGAAUGAAGGGCUUCUUCUCGGGCGAAGCUAUUGACCACGACUCACCGUGUACUGCGACUGAGGAUCGAACGUGUCAGAUAGCUCGACACCUUACAGUGUGGAACGAAGUGCUUUCCCAGGCCAAGCUCGAACUGAGAGAAAGUGCGCGAACGCGCGCCGGGAUGACCGUGGCGAGCAUCGACUGCCCGUACGUUAGGGACCACUCGCUGGACACACUGCACCGGGUCGCCACGCUGCUGCACUGCCUCGUCAAGAAGCAUCACUGCGUGACGCAUCUGGACGUCACGAUGGGCAGGCUCAACUUGUACGACGAGCUCCUGUGCGACGCCCUUCGGGGCAACCAGUUCAUCGAGACGCUCAAGUUGCGAGACUCGAUCAAGUGGGGCCUCAGUCCCCACCGUAACUUCUGCGCCGUCGUCCCGACCCUGCGAAACUUGAAGCACUUCGAGUGCACCAGUGAGGCCGAGUGCCGGCAAUCGUUUCUGGACGCGGUGACGUCUCUUCUGUUGACGACGAAGUCUCUCACGUCGCUCCAUGUUCCAAAUUUAAACAUGAAACGCAGCGAAGCAAAGGCGUUCUUGACGGCAACCACGGCGUGCUCAUCCCUGAGAGAACUCUCGUUGAACUUUGAAGUCGUGGCCUCCGCUCCGGAAGAAAUUUGUGCCACUUUCGCGGAGUACCUGAAGAGUUCAACUGCCUUAACGACGCUAAACUUUGUGGGAAAGGGUUAUCUUUACUGCACUUCUAUGCAGUUGAUACUGCGAGGACUCGUAGAAAACAGGACCAUCGCCAAACUGGACUUCAGGACUGCGUUCGUAGCGCAGCAGUGUGUCGAAGCCGUAACUGCCAUUUUCGCAAAGAAUAGGACGCUGCGCAGCGUUCACAUUGUUCCUGACUGCCCUUCCAGCUACAGUUAUUUCUACCACAUGGGUUAUUUCAUUUGGAAUGGCUGGUUGACAUCUCUCACGCAGAAUGAGACACUGCAAGAACUUACACUGCCCUUCUACAUCUGGAGGCCAGAGCAGUGGGCUCUGUUCUUCAGAGCGCUUUCGACGAAGCAGAAUCUAAAGCACGUGAUCAUAGGCGGGGGCGUCACGAGGACCGUCGCCUUGCAGGAAGUCUGCGAGGCCCUUCGAGAAAGUGGCGCAGAGGAGAAGGUCGUUUUUGGGCCACAGUUGGGAGUGUCCUGCUAUCGGCACGAUUUCCAUUUCCUCAGGUACCGUUGCUUCCGCGACGUCGUCGCCUCGCAGGGGGAUGGCGGAACCGAUGCUCCGCCUCUUGGCAGACUUCUGCACCAGCUGUGUUCGCUGAACCACGUGACAUCGCUGACUGUGAGUAUUGAUCCUGGCACGUACACGGAGGACCUGUCGUCUGCUCUCACAGACUAUGUUGGCACAACCACCACGCUAAAGAAACUGCGACUGAUCUCGGAGUCUGCUGCCUCCACGUUGAAUGAAACUGACCUAGCUUGGACGUCUGUGGUAGAGUCGUUGUCAAGAAACAGCAGCUUAGCAGAACUGGGCGUGAGCGCGACUUGCAUGUCUAAGGACGACUCAGAGCGCAUGGCUGAUGCUGUCAAGCACAGCGAAAACAUACGAAGGUUCUCCGUUUCGGUCCAAAAGGGCUGGCACAUGACGGCGUUCGUGAGUCGCUUGUCCGAAGGCAUAUCUGGCAACUACAGUCUGCUAAGAGCCGAAUUUCCGGGCUACAUGAACAAGGACUCGUUUGCCGUCUGGGACACGGCGCGAAGAAACUCCAGCCUGGUGGCCAGGGCUUCGCAAUUCCUCGCAGGAGCUCAUCCUGACAACGGCUGGCGCUGGAGCGAGUCAUGCGGCACCGUGCUCUGCUGGAGGAACUUGCCGAAGUCCAGUCCAUCGGCGAAGGACGAGGCAGCGGCCGCUCUCCGAGACGAAGUCGGGUCCUUCGAAGGCAUGCACGACUUCAUGCGACUCGCAGGAGUCGUGAAGGAGAGAGUCACGUGUCAUCACCGGGAAGACGGGCGCAAGCAGCUGGACGACCUCAACGAGCACUGCUGGAUCGCGAUCCGGCGCUACAUCGUGCUAGGUGACGUGGUGGACGUUGAUGCGCCAAGUUAG